AUGAUACCCUCCAAGAUGAUGAGUUCUAAUCCUGAGGAAGACCCUUUGGACACAUUUCUCCAAUAUAUUGAGGAUAUGGGGAUGAAGGCCUAUGAUGGCUUGGUUAUUCAGAAUGCAUCAGACAUUGCUCGAGAGAAUGACCGCUUGAGAAAUGAAACCAACCUGGCCUACUUGAAGGAGAAGAAUGAAAAACGCCGGAGACAAGAAGAAGCAAUAAAACGCAUAGGUGGCGAAGUGGGGCGGGGCCACGAAGGAAGUUACGCGGGCAAACAUUUCCGCAUGGGAUUCAUGACGAUGCCUGCUCCUCAGGACAGACUUCCCCAUCCCUGCUCCAGCGGCUUUUCCGUGAGGUCCCAGUCCCUGCACUCGGUCGGGGGCACAGACGACGACAGCAGCUGUGGCUCCCGCAGGCAGCCGCCGCCCAAGCCCAAGCGGGACCCCAGCACCAAGCUGAGCACGUCGUCGGAGACCGUCAACAGCACGGCGCCCGGCAAGAGCGGGAAGGUCCCCGAGCGACCCGAAGUGUCAGCCAAACCCAGACCCCACAGUGAUGAAUAUUCAAAGAAGAUCCCUCCUCCCAAACCCAAACGGAACCCGAAUACUCAGCUGAGUACAUCUUUCGAUGAAACGUACAUCAAGAAGCACGCGCCUCGGAGGACGUCGCUCCCUCGGGACCCCUCUCUGUCCCAGGUCAGCAGCCCGGCGGGGGACCCCGAGGAAGAGGAGCCCGUGUACAUCGAGAUGGUGGGCAACAUUCUCAGAGACUUCAGGAAGGAGGAUGAUGACCAGAGCGAGGCCGUCUACGAAGAGAUGAAAUACCCCAUCUUUGACGACUUGGGCCAAGAUUCGAAAUGUGACCUUGACCAUCACAGUUGCUCUUCGCAGUGUGCUACUCCCACGGUGCCUGACUCGGACUUCGCCAAGCCCUCAGUGCCAUGUACUCCAAAGGGUUUGCUUUGUGACAUCCCCCCGCCCUUCCCCAACCUGCUUUCUCACCGACCCCCGCUGCUGGUGUUCCCUCCCGCUCCCGUGCAGUGCUCCCCUAAUUCCGAUGAGUCUCCGCUUACCCCCCUGGAGGUCACCAAACUGCCGGUGUUGGAAAACGUGUCUUACAUGAAGCAGCAGGCUGGGGCAUCUCCGUCCUCCCUGCCCUCUCACGCCUCCGGCCACCCCAAGCUGGACAAAGAUCAGGCCGCAGCUCUGGGCCCGGGCCCCGCCGCCGCUGCCGCCUCCACGCUGUCCUCGUCCCCGCCCCCGCCAUCCACCCUGUACCGCACCCAGUCCCCCCACGGCUACCCGAAGAGCCACUCGGCCUCCCCGUCGCCGGUCAGCAUGGGGAGGUCCUUGACCCCACUCAGCCUCAAGCGACCCCCGCCCUACGACGCCGUGCAUUCGGGCAGCCUCUCCAGGAGCUCUCCAUCAGUGCCUCAUUCGACCGGCAGGCCGGUGUCGCAGGAUGGGGCCAAGAUGGUCAAUGCCUCGGUGAACACCUACGGCCCAGCUCCGGGCGCCUCCCGGUCCAGGACCCCUACAAGUCCCUUGGAAGAACUAACCAGCCUCUUUACCUCUGGACGAAGCCUGCUGAGGAAGUCGUCCAGCGGCCGCCGUUCUAAGGACCCCGCAGAGAAAUCGACAGAGGAACUGAAAGUCCGAAGCCACAGCACGGAGCCAUUACCAAAGUUGGACAGCAAAGAGAGAGGUCAUCACGGGACAUCUUCCAGAGAGCCUGUCAAAGCUCAGGAAUGGGAUGGAACACCAGGACCGCCCGUGGUUACCAGUAGACUGGGAAGAUGUUCUGUGAGCCCCACUUUGUUAGCAGGAAACCACAGCUCAGAACCGAAAGUAAGCUGCAAAUUAGGCCGUUCUGCCUCCACGUCAGGUGUGCCCCCGCCAUCGGUCACUCCUCUCAGGCAAGCCAGUGACCUGCAACAGAGCCAGGUACCAUCAUCGUUAGCCAAUCGUGAUUGA
Enhydra lutris kenyoni (northern sea otter) is the source of this 1968-nucleotide messenger RNA. Its product is annotated as neuronal tyrosine-phosphorylated phosphoinositide-3-kinase adaptor 2. Gene Ontology annotation, biological process: neuron projection morphogenesis; phosphatidylinositol 3-kinase/protein kinase B signal transduction. NCBI's taxonomy places the organism in Eukaryota, Metazoa, Chordata, Mammalia, Carnivora, Mustelidae. The record is from RefSeq and is a predicted model, not a curated record. Bases 1 to 1968 code for a protein of 655 amino acids. The transcript is spliced from 5 exons.